UAGGGAGCUGAGAUCAGAACCCGGCCCUGCCCCCAAUGCCGUCAGCGGUGACUCCGGAUUGACCCUGCGGGAGCUGAGAUCAGGGUGACUCCGGAUUGAUCCCGGGGAGCUGAGAUCAGAACCCAGCCUUCCCUGCCCCCAGUGCAAUCAGGAGUGACUCCAGAUCCAGCCCAGGGCCCCAGGAUGUUCAAGGAAUAUUUCCAGUACAAGGGGAUUAGCUUCCCCAGGCUGAUCUACUCGGAGCGGGGGCUGCGGGAGGUGGAGAACGAAUUCCAAGUCCGGGAUGACGACGUCUUUAACGUCACCUACCAGAAAUCAGGGACCGUCUGGAUGCUGGAGAUCCUGAGCCUCAUCCACAGCAACGGGGACCCCAGCCAGUGCCGCACGGUCCCUAACUGGAACCGCGGGCCCUGGUACGAGACCGUCAUGGGCCUCCAGACCGCGCGGAGCAAGCGGCCGCCCCGGCUCAUCAGCUCCCACCUGCCCAUCCAGCUCUUCGCCAAGUCCUUCUUCCGGUCCAAGGCCAAGGUACUGUACACGGUGCGGAACCCCAAGGACGUCUUCGUCUCCCUUUACCACUUCUCCCAGAUCUUCCGCCCCUACAAGGAGCCGGGACAGCUGGACCAGUUCCUGGAGCAGUUCCUGGAGGGGGACGUGCCCUUCGGCUCCUGGUUCGACCACGUCAAGGGCUGGAUGGGCCUGCGGGGCCACGAGAACUUCUUCUGGAUCACCUAUGAGGAGCUGCAGCAGGACCUGCGGGGCAGCGUGGAGCGGAUCUGCCAGUUCCUGGGCAAGUCGCUGGACGCGCGGGCGCUGGACGGGGUGGUGGAGAACGCCUCCUUCCAGGCCAUGAAGCAGAACAAGAUGUGCAACUUCAGCCUGGCCCCCAGGUUCCUGCUGGACCAGACCCAGAGCUCAUUCCUGCGGAAAGGGAUUACCGGGGACUGGAAGAACCAGCUCACCACGGCCCAGAGCGAGAAUUUCGACCGGAUUUACCGGGAGCAGAUGCAGGGGCUGGAUCUGAGCUUCCCCUGGGACCAGCCGAGCCCCCAGCCCUCUCCACCCCCCACCGAGUGCUCGGACUCCCCGCCGGGCGGCAGCUGAGACAGAAGGGAGCACGGUGCACUGGUUAGAGCAGGGGGGCUGGGAGCCAGGACUCCUGGGUUCUCUCCCCGGCUCUGGGAGGGGGGGGGUCUAGUGGUUAGAGCAGGGGAGCUGGGAGCCAGGACUCCUGAGUUCUCUCCCUGGCUCUGGGAGGGGAGGGGGAUCUAGUGGUUAGAGCUGGGAGCCAGGACUCCUGGGUUCCAGGUUUGACAAUUGAAGACAGGAUUCCUCAGGGAGGUCUCGGGUGAGGAUGGAGGCACCCCACCACCGCCAGGAUCCCUGCCCCAUUCAGCCCCUACAGGGUGCAGAGGGAGCGGGGGUGGAGGGCUAGCUCAGUGCGAGGGGGGGUGUCAAGGGUCCCCCACGAUCUGGCCUCCUCUGAACCUGAGAGCUGUAGUAAACAAGGAACAAUAAAACUAAUUUAUGGCUGGGCUCCUAA
Malaclemys terrapin pileata is the source of this 1543-nucleotide messenger RNA. RefSeq names its product sulfotransferase 2B1-like. Gene Ontology annotation, biological process: sulfation. The transcript has 7 exons. Lineage: Eukaryota; Metazoa; Chordata; Testudines; Emydidae. Gene Ontology annotation, molecular function: sulfotransferase activity. The record is from RefSeq and is a predicted model, not a curated record. Bases 184 to 1104 code for a protein of 306 amino acids. Gene Ontology annotation, cellular component: cytoplasm.